GUGUACAUUGGGUCUGUUCGUUUUCGCUGCACUGCUAGUGCAAUAAGUUGAAGUGAGAAAACAUAUAUUUGUCUCGCUUCAACUUAUUGCACUAGUUCAGCGGUGCAGCGAAAACGAACAGACCUAUUCAUUCCUGCGUUCUAAACAUAACCUAAAACGCACGUCUCAUGCACGCCAGCCUUGAGUGUGUUUACCUGUGCGUUUCACCGUGUGCGAAUCACCACUGCUAUCUACUGCCGCUGUUGUAAACAGAAUUCCUACCGAUGCAGGUCGUUGACUUGCACCUUCGAAAUAAGAAAAUACAACGGCCGAACGUAAUCCGCAAAACCGAAGUACAAUCACUCGCAAGAGAUCUCUCUUGCUUGCUGGAGAAGUUCUCGGAGAAAUUAGGUUAAGUCCGGUGAAGCAGACGUCAAGCAUCCUCACGUAGCCGGAAUGACGUUACCCGGCAUUGGAGUGUUCGGUACAGGGAGUAUCGUAAGGAUCAUCAUACCGUUCCUGCGAGAGAAGGGCUUCAGAAUCGAGGCUAUAUGGGGUCGCACCUUGGCGGAGGUCUCGGAGGUGGCGAAGGACCUGGAGAUACCGUUCCAUACCAGCGGCAUAGACGAUGUCCUCCUCAGGAAGGACGUCGACCUGAUCUUCAUAAUGUGCUCGCCAAGCUUGCACUCGCAGAUCGCCGUGAAAGCCUUGGGCAUCGGGAAGCACGUUGUGUGCGACAAGCCCGCAGGCUUGAGUCAAAGCGAGGCCUUGAAGAUGGUACGGGCCGCGCAGUACUAUCCUUCGUUGAUCAGCAUUGUUAAUCACAGUCUGAGAUUCCUGCCGACCUUCGUGCACAUGAAGAAAACUCUGGAAGAUGGAUAUCUGGGUGGACCAGUCACAGUUAUAGAAGUGAGAGUACAUAUGGGAAGUUUGUUGCACAACGGAUACGAUUGGCUGUGCGACGACACGAUGGGCGGAGGGAUUCUCGCGCUAGUAGGCAGUCACGUUAUAGACCUGAUCUCCCAUCUAACGGGUCAACGGGCGACGAGGGUGCACGCUGUUGUGAAGACGUUCAUUCAAAUGACUAAGUACAUCAACGGGAUCAGGCACGUCACGUCGCCGGAUUUCUGUAGCUUUCAGAUGGAGUUGAGCGGCGGCACCUUGGUGACGGCCACUCUGAGCAAUCACCUGCAGGGACAGCUGUCCCAAGAGGUGUUGAUAUGCGGCGGUGGGAAUUACAUGGUCGUACGUGGCGGCGAUUUAUACGGUUGUCGCGCAGGACAAGAGGAGAUUCUGUAUCGCGACACGGACGAUCUGCAGGGAAUAACCGUGCCGAUCGCCGAUUCCAUUCCACGGCCGUACAUCAAAGGGCUCAGAAAAAUGAUAGCCGCGCUGAGAGAGGCCUUCCAGUCCGUGGAGGAUAAGAAAGGUUGGAUGAAGGAGCCGGUGUUCUCCGCGUCCACGUUUGACGACAGCCUCUACGUGCAAGCGGUAAUUGACGCGCUACGUCAGAGUAACAGGCAGCGCGAGUGGGCCAAAGUCAACAUGCUGACGGAGGAGCCAGACCCGAAUCCUGUACUGAGCGCUGCUGUCAGGGCCACCGCUAUUUCGAUAUAAAAAGACUGCUUCGCGCGAGAGCCGAUUAUUGCUUGUAGAAAGAUUUGCGCUAUUCUCUCAUACAUUUUAGAGACUGUACACUAGAUAGAUCAAACGACACUGAUAGACGAGAAAUCAUAUUUAUUUAGGCAGCUAUUAUCGGCUUCUAAUUUUACUAUCAUUAAAUUAAUUUAAUGUUUCAUUCUCACAACGAUGACUUUUUUAACGCAUUGAAAUGACUGUUGCAUUGUACAUAUACAUAUAUAUAUAUACUAUGGAAGUAAUAUAUUUAUAGAUACUGUCAUGGUUGUGUUUAUAGUACAUAUUAA
Molecule: messenger RNA, 1904 nt
Organism: Dinoponera quadriceps
Lineage: Eukaryota; Metazoa; Arthropoda; Insecta; Hymenoptera; Formicidae
Product: glucose-fructose oxidoreductase domain-containing protein 1
Exons: 2
Coding region: 436-1596 (386 amino acids)
Molecular function (GO): nucleotide binding
Source: RefSeq, a predicted model, not a curated record